Molecule: messenger RNA, 3688 nt
Organism: Cynocephalus volans (Philippine flying lemur)
Lineage: Eukaryota; Metazoa; Chordata; Mammalia; Dermoptera; Cynocephalidae
Gene: DDN
Product: dendrin
Exons: 2
Coding region: 1-2139 (712 amino acids)
Source: RefSeq, a predicted model, not a curated record
AUGCUGGAUGGACCGCUAUUCUCCCAGGGGCCCGACAGCCCCCGGGAGCUCCAGGAUGAGGAGUCUGGCAGCUGCCUCUGGGUGCAGAAGUCCAAGCUGUUGGUGAUUGAAGUGAAGACUAUUUCCUGUCAUUAUAGUCGCCGCGCCCCUUCUCGACAGCCCAUGGACUUCCAGGCCAGCCACUGGGCCCGCGGGCCCCAGAGCCGCACGUGUGGGCCGCGCCCGAGAUCCCCUGAACCGCCGCCCCGCCGGCCCUGGCCCUCCAGGGUGUUGCAGGAGGCGACCAACUGGCGGGCGGGGCCCCUGGCAGAGGUCCGAGCCCGAGAGCAAGAGAAAAGGAAAGCGGCGUCGCAGGAGCGGGAGGCCAAGGAGACCGAGCGGAAAAGACGCAAGGCUGGAGGGGCCCGACGGAGCCCCUCGGGUCGGCCCCGCCCGGAGCCCCGCAACGCCCCUCGGGAAGUCCAACCUGAGGGGCUCCCAGCUCGCUCAAGGCCGGAGCGCCUCGGGCCCGUGGGGCGAGCUCCCCGCCCAUCCGCACAGCCACAGAGCGACCCAGGGGCGGCGUGGGCGGGGUCCUGGGGAGGCCGGCGGCCGGGGCCCCCCAGCUACGAGGCUCACCUGCUGCUGAGAGGUAGUGCCGCGAUUGCCCCGCGACGCCGCUGGGACCGGCCGCCACCCUACGUGGCUCCGCCUUCCUACGAAGGCCCCCACAGGACCUUGGGGACUAAGCGAGGCCCCGAGCUCUCCCAGGAGCCCGCCUCAUCAGCCCCAGCUCCGACCCCGGCCAGGACAGAGGGAGGGCGCACGAAGAAGAGGCUGGAUCCUCGGAUCUACCGGGACGUCCUCGGGGCUUGGGGUCUCCGACAGGGGCGGGGUCUCUUGGGGGAAUUCCCAGGCUGUGGAGCGGCAAGAGCAAGGCCGGAGGCCGGCAAGGGGGCCGCGGAGAAAAACCUGGGGCUGGCUGCUGCUGGCCUGAACAGCGGUAGCGACGGCCAUUCCCAAGCCAAAGCUACGGGGACCCCAGGCGCGGAGACAGCUCCUGCGGGGUCUACGACUGCGACUCCCAGCCCCCCGCGUCCUGCUCCCAGGUCCAGGCACCACCUCAGAGGCUCAAGGGAAGGGAAAGAAGGAAGAGAGCAGAUUUGGUCCCCCAAAUGCUGGAUUCCCUCCCCUAAAAAGCAGCCUCCCCAGCAUAGCCAGACACUCCCCAGACCCUGGGCUCCAGGAGGCACUGGAUGGAGAGAGUCCCUGGGUCAGAGAGAGGGGGCAGGACCUGAGACCUUGAAGGGUUGGAAGGCGACCCGCCGCGCCCACACCCUGCCCCGCAGUUCCCGGGGCCCCGCUCGUGGAGAAGGCGUCUUUGUCAUUGAUGCCACGUGCGUGGUGAUACGGUCCCAGUAUGUUCCGACCCCUCGAAGCCAGCAGGUGCCGCUUUUUCCCUCUCGGGUGCCGCGCAUUGCGGGGGAUGCCUCUGGGCAACAGAAGCCCGGCAAGGAGGAGGGCCAGGUGGCCGCGGUCGUCCCCUCUCCGUGCCAGAAACUGCUACUGAGCAGUCGCCUUGUACACCAGCCCGGCUGCGGGCGUGGGUGUGAGGCCGAGGGCGGGAAGCCGGUGGGCCCCUCCCUGGAGGAGCGCGCCUCCCGCAUCUUGGGGCUCCCGGUCGGUGAAGUAGACCUGCUGGACGCCCCCACGCAGCCAGGUAGCUCGGAGCACCCAGACUUAGGCCCAAGGGCUUCGGGAGGGGCAGGCAACGUGCGGGGCUCGGAAGUGACGGCUGUCCCGCGGCGCACCGGCCGGGGCUGGGCGCGGACCCCCGGGCCCUAUGCGGGGGCCCUGAGGGAAGCCGUGUCCCGCAUCCGCCGCCAUACCGCCCCGGACUCGGACUCCGACGAAGCCGAGGAGCUCAGCGUCCACAGUGGCUCCUCUGAAGGAAGCGACACAGAAGCCCUGGGCGCAUCCUGGCGGAAAGAGAGGACCCUGCCCGGGGUUGGGAACAUCCAGCCCCGGGAGGACGGGAAGAAAGCGGAGUUGAGCGACAGUAUCCGAGAGAUUCUAGAUGCCAUCAACCAAACCGAGGAGGCCCUCUUCCGGGCGAGGGACACCAAGGGGACCCCACAGGGAAAUAGGGAGAGGCAGUGAGAGGCCCUUCUUGUGUUUGUGUCCCCUGACCCAUCCGUCAUUGGGCCUACUGGUCCCCUUUCUUCCCCACAAGACUUCCUUUGCUUCUCUUUUCCUUUUAUCCAUACCCAUACCCGUUCCCAUAUUUGAAAUAGAAAUGAAAGGAAAGGGAACAUAUGGCCAUUCAUGAUUUUGUUUCAGGAGAGGUGAGGGUGAGCACCUGCUUUAAUGCCUGCUACAUUCAGGGCACAUAGGUGAGGUCUUCAGCAGGGGCUGGUGCUCUGGGUGUGGAGCUGAGCAGAGAGGCCUAGCUGGAUCAGGGAGGUAGGAGGGUGACGUCUGGGCAGGGGGGAGGUGAUGGAGAGGCUUCAGACUAGGCCACAGAGUGACCAGGUGACAGAGGGGUUCUUGGCAGAAAAGGAAUGUGUCCAGAAGCAACCAGCAAAGCAGGCAGAGGGUUCACUUUGGUGUCAUAAGUCUUGGGUUUCAAUCCAACUCUGCCACUGACUUGCUGGUUGACCUUAGGCCAGUCGCUUUCCCUCGCCAAGCCUCCAGGUCUUCUGGUGUGUAAAAUGAGAGAGUUCUAAGGUCCAUCCUUCCAUCCGUGGUAUUUUGGGAUCUUUGGGGAAGACUUUAUCUCAUCAACCAGCCAAGAAAGAGAGUUGGGAAUGAAUGAACAAAGUCUGAGGGUUCCUGGAUGGCCUCCUUGUUACCUGCACUCAUCCUCAAUUCAGGAGACUAUCCAGGGUUUGCAGAAGAGCUGAGUAAGUGGGCAAGGGGCUUUUAUCCCAGCCUCCCAGGUUUGGGGGCGCUCCUCAAGGCAGGGCAGGAUAGUGGCCCCAUCACUGCCCCUGACCUGUGGUGGUCGGAGCUGGGGACGGAAGGCAGCCAGUAAAUCAUCUUGGGACCUCUUUAGGCCUUCCUCUUUUCCUCCACCCCAAUGUCCCUUAGUGGUACUCUGAAGCAUGACCACGAUUUCCCAGGUGGUAUCGCCUACUUGAAAGAACCCUGAGAAUUUUUGGCGUCGCUGCCUCUUCCAGAAACCAGCCAGGCAAGGAAGAAGACUGGUUUCAAGAAGCCUGCACGUGUGGGGUGUGAUACUCGCUGUAGCCACUACGGGGCGCGCGCAGGUCGCGGAUUUCCCAGGUUGCUGGUCUCUGAGUCCCCGCCGUGCUGACACUGCUGGUUAAUCCGAUCCCUAGUUACCGCGCGCCUGUCCCUCGUCUUGCCGCCUCCAGCCGUGCGGGGCCGGGAGCAGGUCUCCGGCCUCCCAGACCUCUGGAGCGCGCCGAGCCCCUCUUUGUACUCAUCCAUGCCAAAUGGCUUGGGACUCAGACACUGAAGUCUUUUUUUUCUCUCCGAUCCUGGACACCUUCUCUAUCCCUGCUAUUUACUAGCCAUGUGAACUUGGACAAAUCACUUCACCUCCCUGAGCCUCAGUUUCCUCAUCUGUCAAAUGGGGGUUUAUAAACACCUACCUCGCAGGGUUGUUGUGAGGAUUUAAUGCGAUAAUGUAUGUAAAGCGCCUUGCACAGUGCCUGGCACAUAGUAGGCGCUCAAUAAAUCUAAG